Messenger RNA from Fusarium odoratissimum NRRL 54006, 5620 nucleotides. RefSeq lists its product as uncharacterized. The record is from RefSeq and is a predicted model, not a curated record. Gene Ontology annotation, molecular function: nucleotidyltransferase activity. Lineage: Eukaryota; Fungi; Ascomycota; Sordariomycetes; Hypocreales; Nectriaceae. The coding region runs from base 1054 to 4893 and encodes 1279 amino acids. Gene Ontology annotation, biological process: RNA 3'-end processing. The transcript is spliced from 4 exons.
CCGUAACGAGGUAUCGUUAGGUCCCCUCAGAUCAGAAGGACCACCUCAGUUCGGCUCGGUUCAAUCUCAGUUUCUCAGUGUCUAGGUCUCUCUCUCGCCUUUUUUGUCUUGAUUGAUUGAUUUGAUCUCUCUCCCUCAGACUAAAACUUAAACUAAACCAAACGGGCUCUCCAUGUCCAUGUCCAUGUCCCAUGUCUAUCCCGCUAGACGCCAUCUCUUGUCAUUCCCAUACACAUCCGCAUUUUCCAAUCUUGCUUUGUCUCUGUUUUCUUUCUUCAUAAUUCUCUCUACUAUCAACUCUACUACGGUUCUUGUCCUCUGAGCUGCUCUGGUCCUGUUCUGUUCUGCUAUACCCGAUCCCUUCUACGCCCUGAUCUAAUACAGCGAGCACCGUCGUUUCGCCCUCCCCCCGACGAGACGAGUCGAGGUGAACCGGCGUCCCUCGCACCGAGCGGCCCCCUUUUGGCAAAGAGCCCCCCCACAGGCACAAGCACAAGCGUCUCCGACACGUCCAUAGUUCACUGCCCACUGUACCGUUCACCAUCUCUCGAAUCCUACAUUUCCAUCAUUAUCCCGCGCCCCGGGAAAUUGUUGUUAUACCGACUGCAACUGCAAUUCCUCACCUUUCUCGACUCGCACUCGCACUCAGCGCCCCUUGUUGUGUUCGCCAUUGCCUUUCGGUCGUAUACGCUAUCGUUUCGCUUCGUUUUACAGUACUUUCUUGCUCCGUACAACUUCCCAUUUCCACGGGCUCGUUCGCUAUUCCCACCCAGGAACAGCGCUUCUCAGCGACCAGAUUGAGAUUCGCCCCCUGGCUUUCACGAUAGACUUUGUUCGGCAUUGGAUCGCAUGCUGAGAUCCUGAGACCCUCUCUAGCGCUCAGAACUGCAACGACAUUUUUCUGCUGCUCCAUUUUCCAUAUUCCACAGCUUUCGCCACCACCGAGCAAAGAGAGAUCUCCCACGAGCCCAGACACACCCAAACGUCGUCACGCAUACUGCCGUCAGUCCCCGCAAUCACUUGAACCGUCCCGGGGCUCGCUCGCUGCUCCAUAUGGACGCCCAGACCACAACGGCCGAACCUCAACAUCCUUAUCCUUCCAGUCCUUGGACAUCUGCCUCGACGAUAUCAUCGAGCACACCGAAUCCGACGACACCAUCGGCGACGAGUACUCACAGCGCUUCCGCCGUCGAGGGCUCCUUCUUCCCCGACCCGUCCGCCACACAAUUCCAUUCUCACCUCGAUCUCCUCCCCUUUCUCCUCCCACAGCAGUCCAACAUCUACCACGCUCAACUCCUCCACUACAAUAAGCUCAUCUCCCCAUCCCGCGGCGGCGGCCUGCAGACACCGCCACUCCCUCCCGUCAUCUCUGCUCCUCAUAUCCAGGCAGCGCCUCGGUCGCGAUCUUCUAGCAAGGUGUCGCUAAGAGACGCCUCCGGUAAGGGGAGCACAGCUGGAGGCCAUGGGAGUAGGUCACAUCAGAAUUUAGACAAGAGUCGAUCGGUUGCAACCUCCAAGGAGGUUCCGUCCAAAAUGUCUUCAAAGCAGGCCGCCGACUCAUCGAGGCAUUUACCCCGACGGUCCGCACCUUCGGCUCAGUCCCACUCUAGUUCAGUGCCCUCGACGCCUCACCAGCACGCUCGCCAAUUUUCUCUUGAGGACCGCGAGCCGUCGCCCACGGGGACAAAUAACCAUUCCCCACGAUCAGCUUAUUCUGAGACACAUAGCACGUUAUCCUCACUCCAGCCUUUACCGCCGCGAAUAUCGAGUUGCAAAUACGAGACUGCCCAAAUAAAUUCUCGAAGGAGAAUACCGUAUUCGGUCGGCAAUGAUCGUCUGGAAAAGCUGGACUUGAGGACGGUCAAGAGCAAGUUGACCGAGGAUGAGGAGCGAAAGUUGGCAACAGAUAUGAGAGAGGUCUACGACCGAUUACUCCCCACCGCUGCUGUCGAGGAGAAUCGGAAGAAGUUAGUCUCGAAGCUCGAAAAGACCUUCAACGACGAAUGGCCAGGACACGAUAUCCGCGUGAAUCUUUUUGGGUCCUCUGGGAAUCUUCUUUGUUCGGAUGAUUCUGAUGUGGACAUCUGCAUCACAACCACAUGGCGCGAAUUGGAGGAUGUCUGCAUGAUCGCCAACCUCCUAGCAAAGCGGGGAAUGGAGAAGGUUGUCUGUAUUUCGGCCGCCAAGGUGCCCAUCGUCAAGAUCUGGGAUCCUGAACUGGGCCUCGCCUGCGAUAUGAAUGUCAACAAUACCCUUGCGCUCGAAAACACACGCAUGGUUCGAACAUAUAUCGAUAUUGACCCGAGAGUUCGAGAGCUUGCAAUGAUUAUAAAGUAUUGGACACGGAGAAGAAUAGUUAAUGAUGCCGCGUUUGGUGGCACAUUGAGUUCCUACACAUGGAUCUGCUUGAUUAUCGCGUUUCUGCAGCUGCGCAGCCCUCCCGUUCUUCCUGCAUUGCAUCAGUCGCCACAUAAGUUACCCAAACCCGACGGUACCACCCCCGAUUUCGCGGACGAUAUUGACAAACUGGCUGGUUAUGGAAAGAAGAACAAGUCAUCUACUGCGGAGCUUUUGUUUCAGUUCUUUCGCUUCUACGCCCACGAGUUCGAUUACGAUAAGCACGUUCUCUCGGUGCGGCACGGCAAACUGAUCACAAAACACGAAAAGAAGUGGCAUUAUGCGAUCAACAACCAGCUCUGUGUGGAAGAACCGUUCAAUACUUCUCGUAACCUCGGAAAUACCGCCGAUGACUAUUCUUUUCGCGGUUUACAUAUGGAGUUACGUCGAGCAUUUGACCUGAUUUCGGUGGCAAACUUCGAGGAGGCAUGCGAGCAGUACGUGUUCCCUAAAGAGGAGGAAAGAGUAUGGUCUCGACCAGCACCACAACCUCGACCUGCUCUGCUUAGGAGUUCCUCACAGACACAUUCAGGCCGAGGAGGUCGUGGGAACCACCGUGGCGGAAGACAUAACAAUAAUUACCGAGGCGGAAAUUCGAAUCGACGUGCAUCUGCAGGUGUUCCACAGUUCGACGCCAACAACAACAAUAUGUUUAUGCAGCCGGUCAACAUGGCGCAGGAUCUACAGUGGUACCAAAAUCAACAGUUCCAGUUUCAGUACGCACAGCAGGAUCUCAUGACUCAAAUGGCGUUGCACCAGGAGAACAUGCGACUCUUGUAUGCCAGUCAAUCACCAGCAUUUAUGCAGCAUCAAGCCCAGGCUCAGGCUCAAGCGAUGGGUCAACAGCAGCAACAACAGAGGAUGUCUACAAGUACAGGAUCUGGCCAGCAGCAGUCUCAACAGACAUCAGAUCGUUCCAGGACAAACUCAUUUGAUAAUCCACCGCUCAGCGCUCCUAUUCGACCAGACUUGUAUGCUCUAUAUGGAAUGACUUUGGGCACGCCCUUUUUUCCUCAAGCGGGCACAAGUUAUGGAACGUAUCCCUCGUCUCCUGCUAGUACCUCGGGUGCUACCCAAGACUUUCGUCGCCCGCUCCAGCGAAAUGGUAUAAAUAAUGAAACAGGUGUCCAAGGAUCCAACAGUGCUCUUCGUUCACAUUCGCAGCCCGCAUCUCGAUCUCCGUCUACAGCACAAGCAGCUCCUGGUUAUUUCGGUGCCCAAUCUUACAAUGGCCCAAGCCAUUCUCGAGGUGUUAACGGCAAUCCAAUUCCAAGCUUUAUGUCUGAUGAUACAGAAUUCGACGAGACUCCCAAGGCACACACGGACUCGCCACAAUCGGAAGAGGGCAAAUACUCUGUUUAUCUGUCGGAAAGCCCAAGUCCCAGCAAGCAGCCUCAGCCACAAGCUGUGACGAAUGGUCUUGCUUUUGGGGAUGUCUCCGGUCAGAGCCCAGGGCGACGACGACUCUCGACAGAUCAACUUCCUCAAACAAUUCUCGACCGCCGAAUGAAGAGGACAUCCCGAUCGCCUUCACCCUUAGGCCAUGCACGAAAUUUCUCAUCUAAUGCAUCAUCGGCACCUUUGGCACAAGGCCCUUUCCCCGGAGGUCAAAACAAGAACCUUUCGCGCCCAUUGGUUGUUAAUGGAUCUAGUCUCAAGACAAGUGUGACCCAAAGCCCACGCCAACCACCUUCGGGAACAGGUAGCACUACAUCGGAUGAGUCGACCAACCUUGAGAACCCAUUGCAGAUUCACGGCUCAAAUGGUGUUCCCAACUUUCCUGUUGAUGGACCCGGCAUGCCGCAGGCUGUACCUGAAGCAGCCAUGAACCAACAAGGUGCCUACAACCCGGUUCCCGUAGUGGCCAAUGGAUCCGCUGCCCCAAUGAUGGCUUCAGCCCCAUCCACGGCAGACGAUCCAUCAUUCCGCGAUCGUAUCGCGAUGAUGAGCGCUCACUACAUGGCAAGUCCUCAUAUUGUACAGGACCCGAUGGUGGCGGCAAACUCUCGACUGUCUCCUUCGACACGCCAGCGCCUGAUGUCGCGUCAGCAGAAUGGCAUGAUUGCUCCUCUUGAUCUUGCCAUUGCUGAAAACCGCAUCAACAGACCACCAGUUGGUCAAGAUUUUGCUCAUCUCUCACCAGUUUACGAGAACCGCACUCCCUCACCCACAGUCCUUCGAAAGGAUGGGCCUUGGAAGUCGGAGAAGCAGAACAGCCCUAAGACAGGACGAGGAGAGGGGCCAAAGUCCAGCCAGAAGACUGAGGAGCGAGCUCAGGAGCCUCAGGAGGGUACAAAGUCUCAGAAGAACCAGAAGUCGGGUUCUCAAAAGGUUAAUGGAGCCCGAGAAAACGGCCACGUUCGUGGAGCUAGAAGUGAAACCGACGGCGGUUGGCAAAAAGCAGGCAAGGGAAAGAAAAAGGGCGCUAACAACAACGGACAACAAGGAAAUGGCGAGCAGCCUCCCAAGCACGAAUCGGAACGAAAGGGCGGCUAAUCGGUAGUCUCGAUCUGAGAAGCGACGAGACAUGUCGACGGUUACCUUGACGAGUGUCUUGGGGAUAAGCCCUUGUAGCAGGACCUUGAUCUCAACCGGCAGUUUUUCAUUUUGGAUAAGUCAACUUGCAAUGCUGGCACGCAAUCAACGAUUCACAAUGACUUGAAAAGCCUAAAAGCAUGAGGGCGAGAGCGGGCACAUUGGAGAUUAUUCUGGAUGGCUUCCAGAUAUUGACAUAUGUAGCGAGAGUGUACGAUUGAUGUCCAACGGUGUUUACUCAUAGCAUUUAUACCGCAGCGGUCUGCGGACUUGACAUACAGAUUGGCAACGUCGGGGAGCGGCAUGGAAGAGCAGAAGGACAGCAAAGCCGGAUCUGCUGGCUAGAUGAGAGUGAAGAUGGAUGGAUGGUUGGCUGGUCGGUCGGUUGGUUGGUUGCAAGCACACAUGGAAACGAAGAGGCGUUGGCGUCUUUCUACACAUGGCCGGUUGGGAGGAGGCGUUUUAUAUACACAGCUGCAAUUGCAUUUAAGACAAGUCCAUCUUAAGGGGGGCAGGACAGCGGUUCAUAUCCUUACAGGCUGCAUGGGCAAAGAAGGGUCAAGCGGUUUUUUUUAGAUGGUUGUCAGUAAAAAGCAUGGGCAGAUGUAACGAAGCACAGAAAAGAGAUACAUGAAAGUUUUAAUGCAUAUUAGUUUCUUGAAUUGCGAAGACGGCUCCAUACUACGUA